AGUUUAUAGAAACAUGGCAAAGGUUGAAGACUGGAAAAAAAAACGCAGAUACCCAGAAGAGGUAAGAGCAGCAGGCGUAGAAACAUCCAAGAGGCCAUCAGGCCACCACCCCGGUGAAGUGCUGCACCAGAGACGCAAGCUUCCCGUUCCCAUGACUACCAUGCUCAUCGGCGGUCUCCUCAUCACUGCCGCCAUAGGAUAUUCAGUGUUGUACUCCAGAAAAAAGCGUGAAGCUAGUGCUCUUGAUGUUGCCACGGUGGCCACAGGUGUUGCUGAACCCAGUGAUACUCGCCCCGGGAAGUAGCAUGUAUA
Messenger RNA from Durio zibethinus, 312 nucleotides. RefSeq lists its product as uncharacterized. NCBI's taxonomy places the organism in Eukaryota, Viridiplantae, Streptophyta, Magnoliopsida, Malvales, Malvaceae. The record is from RefSeq and is a predicted model, not a curated record.